Molecule: messenger RNA, 2241 nt
Organism: Mangifera indica (mango)
Lineage: Eukaryota; Viridiplantae; Streptophyta; Magnoliopsida; Sapindales; Anacardiaceae
Exons: 6
Coding region: 322-1317 (331 amino acids)
Source: RefSeq, a predicted model, not a curated record
GUUUCUGGGUUUAUUUCGAAAUAACGUUAUUGUUAUUAUUGUAAAUGCUUGGAAAUUAAGAUCUCUGUCAGUUUUGUAGUUUGUUCUUGAGUGUUGUGUUGAUUUAAUCAUACAAUUUUGAGUUUCCGUUAUUUCGAAUAAGGAUUGGUUUGAGAAUGGAUAUGGGGUUUUGGCCUCAACUUGGUAGCUUAUAGGAGUUUGUGAUUUCAUAUUUGAUGUUAUAACGAUUUUUAAAGGAAGAACGUGGAGACCAAAAACUAUCAUUAUUUAAGCUUGAUAUAAUAAUUUGGGGACAAGUUGUGCUCAAAAAGAAUUGAAGCGAUGGUUGUAUCGGAUGUAUGUCCAACUGAAGAUGCCAUUCUUGCAUUUUUGGAGUACUUGGUAGAUCCACUGCUACCAGAAAAUUCUUCAUUGCGUGAUACUUCAUCACAAUCUCAAAAAAAAUCAGUUGCUAAACAGGUUCAUGCUGUGGUGUUACUUUACAACUACUACCAUAGAAAACAACAACCGCAUCUAAGAUUUGAGGGUUUUGAGUCAUUUUGUAAGUUAGUUGUAAUUCUGCGGCCAGCUCUACUAACACAUUUGAAGCUCUUGCUAAGAUCUGAUGAUUCUGAAUUAGAUGACCUGGACAAACAGAUUUCAUUGACAGAGAAGGCAGUUAUGGAUGCGUGUGAUAUAGCCAAGACUUUAGAUGCAUCAAAAGAUGUUCCAAUUACAGAAGGAUGGCCAAUUUCAAAAGUAGUGGUUUUUCUAAUUGACACAAAGAAGGAGAAAUGUUUUCUGCAAUUUCAUUUCAUCACUCAAGGGGUUUGGUCGAUGAUUGAAAAGGAUUUUAAUAACUCUAAUUGCGUUUCAGAAACUGUGAUAGAGGGAAAACGUAAAGCAAAGAAGAUAAAAUUAACUAAAGGACCUGUGAGAGGUGAUUUGGGUGCCGAUGAACUUUCCUUUCAGCAACUUGCAUUUUCAGCUGUCAAGGAAGCAACAGGAUUUAAUGAAAGUGAUCUUACAAUUUUGGGGAGUAAUGUUGUAUACACUCUGAGUAAAGAAAAGACAGCUGCUCGAUUCUAUAUGAUGCAAUCCACUCAACCUAAAAAGGAUGACAAAUUCAAAAAUCCUAUUAAAGAUGUUAUUCACAGUCUGCAGGGCCCUUUGGUAACAAGGAAUUUGCAACAACGGAUCGUUACCCCAGUUGUCAAAUACUUUCAUCUGCUUCCUUACGCUGGGAUUAUGUCAGAUUGGUUUUCUAGGUGUGUGAAUCUCUUUUCAGAUCUUCACCAUCCCUGUGUUCUAAAAUAUAAAAUGAAGGAUGCUUGCUAACAAUUUGCAAGAUCAAAACUCGGGAUCGAAAAGCAUAAAUGUUAGCAGCUAAGGAUCUCUUACGAUCAUUGAUCCAUUUGUUGGAAGCAGCCCAAAUUUUGAUACUAAACCACACUUGAAAAACAAGAAUAGAAGUUGCAGGGAUUGAUUAUCUGGUGAAUUAGUUUUGUGUUUCUUCUUGAAAAUAUUUAAAUAGAUUGAUUUACAAAAAAUGAAAAUGCAUUGAGCGAUAUUUAAACGAAAAUAACAUUUUGAAACUGUGAAAAUGAUCAGUUUUGGCAUGUUGCACUGGAUUUGAAGCUAAAGCAAUUACACUAACAUUAUCACACCAUUGUACUGGUGUUUCUAUCAUAAGUUUUAAUUCUCUAAAAAGAUGUAAAAUCCAGAUUUCAUCUGUUGCAGCCUGAGCCAACGCUCUAUAUUCUGACUGCGCCGAAGAUCUAGCUACAACACGUUUCUUUGAAGACUAAUGUAUCAAAUUUCCCACCAAGGUAAAGACUGAUUUCAUCUGUAAACCUUUUGUCCUCCAAUUUGCUUGCCCAGUCAGCAUAAGUAUAUCCUUUAAGGAUUAAUGGAAUUUUUACUUGAAAAUACAACUUAUGUAUCAGGUUCCUUUCAGAAACCUGAACAAUCUUUUGCAUGCUUGCCAUUGUAAUGUGGCAGCAGAUUGCAUGUAUUGAUUUAGCUUAUUGAUAGUAGAAGCUAUGUCUAGUCGGGUGAGACUUAGAUAUUGUAAUGUUUCAACUAUCUUCCUACAGGGUGUUAUUAGGAAAGAGCUUGGGCAGCUAUUAGCUUUAGAAAGAUUUGCCUUCUUUAAGUAGAUCUCUGUUGUACUUAGUUUGACCGAGACAUAGGCCUGCAUUCUCUCAAACAACUUCUAUGCCCAAAAUAUAGCUCAGACGUUUCAAGUGUUUUGAGAGAGAA